UUUUGCUUUUUAUAUAUAUGAUCCCAGAGAUAUACUCUUUGCUACUCUGGUUUCUCCGAGAGUCCCUCGUUCUUCUCCGAAAUCAAGGGCUUUGCUAGAUAAGCCAUGGCUCUUAGUCAGACUGCUCAUUUUGCUCUUGCUGUGGCAUUCUUUGGAUCACUGGCUUUUAUUUUGGGCGUAAUUGCUGAAAAUAAGAAGCCGCCUUUCGGAACGCCAAUUCCAGGAAAAGGUGUGAUUGUUUGCAGCUACCCGAGCGAUCCGACUAUCGCAUUGGGUAUCUUAUCUGUAGUGUGUCUUUUCGUUUCAACAGCCAUUGGCUUUGUUUCUGUGUUCUACCCAUACAAAGGGAAGCCUAUUGAAAAGAAGGUUUUGUUCCAGAAUACUACAUUGCUUGUAUUCUUCAUUAUUGCGAUGGCAGUGUUUGCUCUAGCUGAGGGAAUGAUGAUGUGGGCUACCAUCACCGAAGGCCUUCAUCUAUCCCGCAAAGUGCAUCAUGAUCUUCAGACAAAAUGCCCGACUGCGAAGACCGGCCUCUUUGGCGGAGCAGCAUUCUUGGCUCUUGAUGCUGCUCUGUUCUGGCUUGUCUGCCAAAUGCUGACACAGAAUGUGAGGGCUGAUCACUUCGAAGAGGACGAUCCGAAAGGUGACUAUGGGCAAGUGCUUGCCACCGAUUACGACACCAAUGGACUCGGCCAGGCAGGAGGCAAAGUGUGAUCCAAAAUUGGGAUCAUUAGGGUGCAAAGACUUUGUCAUUGAUAUUACUACCAUUUGUAGCUAUCUGGACAGAAAUGAAGUUAUAUAUGCUCUGUAGUUUGUCAGGUUUGUGUUAAGUAAAGAAUCAGAACUAAGAAAUCAAUAAGAUCAUCUUGGUGUUAAAUACA
Molecule: messenger RNA, 881 nt
Organism: Dioscorea cayenensis subsp. rotundata (Guinea yam)
Lineage: Eukaryota; Viridiplantae; Streptophyta; Magnoliopsida; Dioscoreales; Dioscoreaceae
Exons: 4
Coding region: 106-714 (202 amino acids)
Source: RefSeq, a predicted model, not a curated record